AUGCCACCGUCAGCUUCGUCAGUGGAUUUUUCCAAUCUGCUGAACCCACAGUCCGACUCUGUCGACUCAACAGUUAAUACAUCUUCACCUGCUACCACCGCUACUCCCGGUACAGACUCCAACUCAGACAAGGAAAUGGCUUCCUCCGUCAGUCUGCUCCCACCACUCAUGAAAGGUGCCCGCCCCGCCGCGGAGGAAGUGCGACAGGAUCUGCCUCGUCCAUACAAGUGUCCUCUUUGUGAUCGUGCUUUUCAUCGUCUAGAGCACCAAACUCGUCACAUCCGUACUCACACCGGCGAAAAACCCCAUGCCUGUCAGUUUCCUGGCUGCACGAAACGCUUCAGUCGUUCAGAUGAAUUGACUCGUCACUCGCGCAUCCACAAUAACCCCAACUCGAGAAGAAGUAACAAAGCCCAGCAUAUCGCAGCUGCGGCUGCCGCCGGUCAGGAUUCGGGUAUGCUCAAUGCCGCUGCUUCGAUGAUGCCUCCUCCCAGUAAACCCAUUACCCGGUCCGCCCCAGUUUCUCAGGUCGGAUCUCCAGAUGUGUCUCCUCCCCACUCAUACACCAACUACACCUCACAUUUGCGGGCAGGUUUGGGUCCUUAUUCACGCAACAGCGACCGUGCUUCAUCCGGUAUGGAUAUUAAUUUGCUCGCGACUGCUGCUUCUCAAGUUGAGCGUGACCACUACGGAGGAUCUUCUCGUCAUUAUCCUUUCAGCUCUCGAUACUCGGGUGUUCCAGGUCGUCUGCCAUCGCUUUCUGCAUAUGCUAUUUCUCAGAGCAUGAGUCGGUCACAUUCUCAUGAGGAUGAAGACAACUACGGGCAUCACCGGGUUAAGCGCUCUCGUCCCAACUCACCAAACUCGACUGCGCCAUCCUCACCUACUUUCUCUCACGACUCAUUGUCACCCACGCCCGACCAUACUCCUCUUGCAACACCAGCACAUUCGCCUCGUUUGCGUCCUUAUGGUGCCGCUGAUUUGCAAUUACCUUCUAUCCGUCAUUUGUCGUUACACCACACUCCAGCACUCGCACCAAUGGAGCCCCAAGCCGAGGGACCUAAUGUUUACAAUCCCGGCCAACAACACGGUGGACCCAGCAUUACCGACAUCAUGAGCAGACCUGACGGCACACAGCGCAAACUUCCUGUUCCACAAGUACCCAAAAUCCCGGUACAGGACAUGCUGGCACCGAACGGGUACUCAUCCAACACUCCAUCCGUCAACGGAUCCGUGAUGGAGUUAUAA
Talaromyces marneffei is the source of this 1248-nucleotide messenger RNA. RefSeq lists its product as uncharacterized. Gene Ontology annotation, molecular function: RNA polymerase II cis-regulatory region sequence-specific DNA binding. The transcript has a single exon. NCBI's taxonomy places the organism in Eukaryota, Fungi, Ascomycota, Eurotiomycetes, Eurotiales, Trichocomaceae. The record is from RefSeq and is a predicted model, not a curated record. The coding region runs from base 1 to 1248 and encodes 415 amino acids. Gene Ontology annotation, cellular component: cytoplasm; nucleus.